UCGCACGGCAGGGGAUAGCGGGAGCCACCACGGAGGCGGGGGUGGGUUUGCCCCUGCUUCUUCUCGUUGUUGCUCUUCUCGACGAUCUUACGCACGUGACGGCCGCGUCGGUGAUACUCGAACCGUUGAAUAGCGUCUAUCUAGCCGACGUUCCUACGCCCGUUUACCUGCCGCCGCGAUCAUCCGAUUAUUAUUUGUUCGCGCCGCGCCCGUUCCGGAGGGCGAUCAAACGCGCGUUUAACCCUAACGACGUCGAUUCCGAAGGUCACGCGAAUCAGGGAACUCUGGAUCAUCUUACAUUGGCGACACGCCUUUCACCUUCGUCCGCGCUACCCUUGACGUCACCCCUAUCAUUAACGUCGCCGUUAUUGUUAACGCCGCCGCCGCUGUCGUCGUCGUCGUCUACGACGUUAUUGAGACCGUCGUCGUCUUUAACGCCGCUGAAUACUAUCGUCGUCAGACAUCAAGAUCUUUCCAAUCUGACGCCGAGUCGUGACAACGAGGGGAUCGUAGCGCGACGAGGAAGAGCGAAGCGAGUAGCGAUAAGCAAGAGAUCGAAGCUGAAAGAUCAACCCUCUCCGAACUUCAUCGACUCUUGGCCGGAGGCAUGGCGACGUGCUAACGAACACCCUCCGCAAUCUCGCAAAGUGGAACCCAGGCUGUCAAUCGAUGAAAGGAUUCGCCCUGCAGUCCAGACUUUUACUCCGCUGUUAGAGCCCGUCUUCAAGCUUGGAGGAUCAAUAUUACGUUCGGAAAGUUCCCUACGAGAUAUUUUAUUUCGCGAAAGUGCUUCGAAGACAACGACGACGACGACGACGGCGGUGGCGACCAGAACGAUCACGCGGAACAUCGUGUACUUCGAUGCGACUCAACACGCCAAAAGCACCGUGCCCGAGAAAAAUGACGUCGAGAGAGUGACCGAGGACCGAGUGGAAGGUGAUAAGAGAGAAAAGGAGUUGGUGCUCGUGGGAAACGAGGAUAAUAGUGCGAUCGUAGUUGGUGGUGAUAGUGUCAUCGAGUGGACAACGACAACAGUCGCCGGGCCGAUGUCAUCGUCGCGGUCGGCGUUUUCCGGAGACAAUGUGCAGGUGGCCGAGCGUGUAAGGGUGCGCGCGAGUUCUGAGCGUAGCUCAUCGAAGGGCGAGCAAGACGACGAGGAGCAGGUCAAGGUCACCAUCGCGCGCGACAACGAAGAUUCAUUUGCAUCGUCGACGACGACGACGACAACGACGACGACGACGACGACGACGACGACGACGACGACGACGACGACGACAACGACGACGACGACGACAACGACGACGACGCAGCAUCCACCACUGACUCAAGACACCUCUAUGGAAGCACUGGGUGCGAGCGGCUACAUCGUCUCGGCGGCGCUCGUGCUGAUAGUCGGAGCACUGGUGGGUGUCCUGGCGACGAUAUCGCGUCAUCUUCAUCAUCGUCGGCUGUUGGUGCAUGAGCCGGUUCCUCCCGGCUCUGCUUCCUCCGUUUCUGCCUCCAUUCUCCAUCACCAUCAUCGGCAUCAUCAUCAUCGUCACCGUCAUCGUCGUGAGGAGCCACCGCCGCCGCCGUUACAACGUUGUCUUCUAUUACAAGAUCAUUAUCGUUAUCCUGAUACACCCAUGCUGUCGGUGAGCCAAGGAAUGGAGGUCGGCAGCAGCGGACGCGGUGCAUCGGCGGAAGAUGACCCGACCGCUGGUGCGGUCAGCGGUGGAGUCGGUGGCGGCGGCGGUGGCGAUGGCGACGAUACCAGAAGGCGCCGAGAUAUACAGGCGGUGAUGAUCGCCGCGGCGAGGGAUCGCGCGAUUCGCACGGAGAGCGUCCGGCAUGAUCUUGCUCUCAAUCUGCCGCCGAGACUUGAGCUCCCGGACGGCGAGGAGCAUCCAUAUGGGGCGCAUCCGGAUCUUCACCUUCGCAACCCGGAACAGGAGAGCGAAAUUUAUCAGAAAUGCGUACGAGCGCCGCCAAAUCGCACUGUGUUCGAUAGCGAGAGUCCGCCGCCUUAUCGGACGCCAAGUAGCAGUCAGCAUCUCCACCCGGGACUGCUCGAUAUGCCUGGCGACCGGGUGACGCGGAGUCAGAGUCCCAGCAGCAGCAAUUUGUUGCUGAAUACCGCACGCUCGAUGUUCAAGAUGUUCCCGAGCCAUACGACGCCAUCAUCGACGUCGAUGCCGGUCAACAAACCGCCCUUUUCCAGUUAUUCCGAGUCCAGUAGUAACGUGAGCAGUAAUCUGAGCAGUAGCAAUCUGUCCAACAUCACCGUGGUGCCCUGCGAAACCGACGAAAGUCGGCAAGAGCAGCAGCAGCAGCAGCAGCAGCAGCAGCAGCAGCAGCAGCAGCAGCAGCAGCAGCAGCAACAGCAACAACAACAACAGCAACCCCAGCAGCAGCAAUUCCAUCAGAAGGUCUGAUCCGCGGCGUCCUCCUUCCUUGACGCCGUUGUCGUCAUUGUCGCAGCUGCAUCAUCCGAUUUCGAGAACGAGCGAUGGUACUCAAGAUCGUUUUGCGCGACUGCAACGACAACGACGCCCUUCAAGACUGACUCACGGAAGAAACUUCAACAUAGGAUAAAUUCCAUUGGUCAUGUUCCAUCAUGUUCAGCAACGUGUAUUACAUAUACGCGAGAGAAUAUAAUAUCCUCCCGGCCAGUGGUAUCCUCGUUGAAUCGUUCUUCCGGCGUUCUUCUAUAAUGUGAGAGAGAGAGAGAGAGAGAGAGAGAGAGAGAGAGAGAGAGAGAGAGAAAGAGAGAAAGAGAGAGAGAGAGAGAGAGAGAGGGUCGUCCGUUCGUGGCCUAAAGGAAGGCCGGCGGAAGUAAAAAAAGCCGGCUCCUGGUAAUGACUGUAAAGUCAAAUCAGUUAUCAAGACUCAAUCGCCGUGCGUUGGUUCGCGCCUGUCCUCUUUUUUCGACCAGGAAAAUCGAUGCGCCGUCGCCGCCGCCGUUGUUGACGCGUCUCAUUGUGCAAUUCCACGCGGCCAGUGUCUAGCCUAGAUCUCAGAUUAUUUCAAAGCGGUAGCAUGAGGAUUACGAUGUUGCGUCGGAUGUGAAGAGGAUGGAAGGAGAAUUAGAAUGGACGGAGCGAUCGAAGCUUGGCGUGGAAAACAGCGUUACCAACGCGCGACGUGAAGCGAUGGCCUACCAUGGAACGAGGGACUUUCUGUCCGGGAAUUAGACGGUGAGAAGCUUCACUUCGAGGAGAAACGGAUGCGAGGUUCGCGUCUCGCGCGAUACCGAUUCGACAACGAAGCAAGAACCGCCGGUCACCCUCUUCCAGCUCUCGAUCGGAUGCUCGAUCGUCGGACAUCGCGGAAGUUUGUUCAUCGCGACGAAGACUUAGUAAAUUAUUUAUUAACGAUAUAACAUUUUAUUCGCGACGGGCGGCUGCUGCGCGACGGCCGGGGCAAGUGUGGUUUCACGCGAUGGUGGUUGUGGAGAAAAGGAAAAAAGAAAAAAAACGAACGAACGGGACACGAGUUGUAUGAGCGAAUUUGUUCGGUUGCGUGAGUGCGAGACCAAGCGUGCGUAUGAGUAAAUGCAAGCGCGCGUGUGCGGAACGAGUAGAACGAAAGACGUGCAAGAGGCACAGCUAAUUGCAGGGUCGAGAGGGGAAAAAGAAAGAAAAAAAAAAGACAGAGAAAGAACGGAACCCGCGCGCGCGCUCGCGCGUGUUUGUGUAUGCAUGUGAGGAGUUGUGUAGGGGAAUUAAUGUAGUGCCAAGAGUGAAAACGGGAACUCUGUACAUAUUAGGCUAGGUAGUUCAAUAUCAAUAUACUUAUUACGACUAAAAAAAAAAACGAUAUGCUACAUACCGAUUUAAAAAUAAAACAUCAAACAUACAUUACAAACACGCAUACCAUUAAAAACACGAGAUGGCCGGCCGUACGAAACUAUAAUGGGACGCGCACACACCUCCGACAAAUGUAUAUUGUUCUGGCAAAAGUCAAAGUUGAAUAUGUUAUAUAUAAUGUUCUACCUCGAAUGCUAUAUGUACUUGAAGCAAUCAAUAAUAUUGAAUC
Messenger RNA from Atta colombica, 4017 nucleotides. RefSeq names its product hybrid signal transduction histidine kinase B-like. Gene Ontology annotation, molecular function: transcription cis-regulatory region binding. Gene Ontology annotation, cellular component: nucleus. The record is from RefSeq and is a predicted model, not a curated record. NCBI's taxonomy places the organism in Eukaryota, Metazoa, Arthropoda, Insecta, Hymenoptera, Formicidae. The transcript has 4 exons. Gene Ontology annotation, biological process: regulation of transcription by RNA polymerase II. The coding region runs from base 1047 to 2414 and encodes 455 amino acids.